This is a messenger RNA of Arachis duranensis, 1797 nucleotides long. Its product is annotated as tryptophan aminotransferase-related protein 2. Gene Ontology annotation, molecular function: transaminase activity; carbon-sulfur lyase activity. The transcript is spliced from 5 exons. Gene Ontology annotation, biological process: amino acid metabolic process. The coding region runs from base 381 to 1709 and encodes 442 amino acids. The record is from RefSeq and is a predicted model, not a curated record. Lineage: Eukaryota; Viridiplantae; Streptophyta; Magnoliopsida; Fabales; Fabaceae.
CAUGGAAUAAAACAAACAUUUCUGUCGCCUAGAUGGGCGAGUGAAGCAGUGGUAGUAGUUAAGCGUGAUUGAGAGAAUGUAAGCACUGAGCAGAGAUCAGAGCAGCUUUUUGAAGGAAACGAGAAAAAAAAAAAAAAGAAUAGGAAGGCUUUAUUGCGCUGAUGAGCUUCAUUGAUAACUGCAGCCUUAGUUUACCGUUUUCAAGAUCUAUCUUCUAUCUAUUUCUCUAGCAUCGAAAAUUAUUUGAAUACCCUUUGCAAAUCUAAGUGGCCAUUUUUUUGUGUGUUAGAUGGAAUAAUCAGCUACCUACUCUUUUAUUUAUCUACUUCUUCUUCUUUACCAAAGCUGUGUGUGUGUGUGUUUGUUAAUAGUGGCCGUACAUGGCAAGUGGCAAUCAGAGAAUGAAGAAGAAGAUGGAAAAUCCACCAAGAAGCAUGUUGAGGCAUGUUCUUGUGGUUUCUCUGGCUUUGAAUGUCAGCUUCAUACUCAGAAUAAUGCUUUACCAAACUCAACAAACUCACCACAAAUCUCCUUUUUCUAUCUCUUCAUCAUCAUCAACAGCAGCAAGAAGAAGGUCAUUGGUUAAUUCAACUCGUUCGGAUCGUCCCCCAGACAAAGAGAGACUCAUUAAUCUCGACCAUGGAGAUCCUAGAAUGUAUGAAAGAUAUUGGAGAAAGAGAGGUGAGAAAACAAGUAUCACAAUUGCAGGGUGGGAGUCAAUGAGCUAUUUCUCGCAAGGAGAAAACAUUUGUUGGUUCAUGGAACCCGAGCUUGCUGAAGAGGUUGUGAGACUUCACAAUUUGGUUGGAAAUGCAGUGACACAAGGGCGCCAUAUUGUUGUUGGCACAGGCUCCUCUCAGCUCUUUCUUGCUGCUCUCUAUGCUUUGUCUCCCACUCAUCAUUCUCAUCAACCCAUUACUAUUGUCUCAGCACUACCCUAUUACUCGUCGUACCCAUCAAUGACAGAUUACCAGAAAUCGGGGCUAUACAAAUGGGGUGGAGAUGCAGAGACUUAUGAUGAUGAGAAAGAUGGUCCCUACAUAGAGCUGGUAACUUCACCAAAUAACCCUGAUGGAUACACAAGGGAAUCAGUGGUCAAGAACAAGAGGCAGGGAUUGUUUAUUCAUGACCUUGCUUAUUAUUGGCCUCAGUACACUCCCAUUUCAUACCCUUCAGAUCAUGACCUCACCCUUUUCACUCUCUCAAAAGCCACUGGUCAUUCUGGCACUCGCAUAGGAUGGGCGCUGGUUAAAGACUCUGUGGUGGCGAAGAAGAUGACGAAAUUUAUAGAGCUAAAUACAAUAGGUGUGUCUAAGGAUUCUCAACUGAGAGCUGCUAAGAUUUUGGAGGCAGUGUCUGACAGCUGUGAAGAAGAAGAAUCAUUCUUCAAGUAUAGCUAUGAAAUCAUGGCUCAUAGAUGGAGGAAAUUGAGAGCAGCAGUUGAGGGUAAUGCCUUAUUCACUCUGCCUAACUUUUCUCCUGCUUUCUGCAACUUCUUCAAUCACUACACUCAACCUCAACCAGCUUUUUUGUGGUUGAAGUGCGAGGGGUUAAUAGAGGAUUGCGCAAGCUUCCUUAGACAACACAAGAUCUUAUCAAGAAGUGGGGAGCGUUUUGGGGUUAGCCCAAAAUACGUUAGAAUUAGCAUGCUUGAUACAGAUGAAAAUUUCAUGGAGUUUAUAGAAAGGUUAUCUUCUAUACAUCUGUAAGAAUUAUGCAAAAUUCCUUCCUCAUCGUGUUAAAUAUAAAAUACAAAUGCAUUGACAACUUUUCAAAGCACUUGGAAAUUGACUUUCA